This is a messenger RNA of Humulus lupulus (European hop), 2827 nucleotides long. RefSeq names its product probable LRR receptor-like serine/threonine-protein kinase At2g23950. The record is from RefSeq and is a predicted model, not a curated record. The transcript is spliced from 11 exons. The coding region runs from base 582 to 2522 and encodes 646 amino acids. Gene Ontology annotation, molecular function: protein binding; protein kinase activity; ATP binding. NCBI's taxonomy places the organism in Eukaryota, Viridiplantae, Streptophyta, Magnoliopsida, Rosales, Cannabaceae. Gene Ontology annotation, biological process: protein phosphorylation.
CAACACAGUCCAGAGCUGAGCUGAGCUGCGCUGAGUGAGGCCCUGAGAGUGAAAGGUACAGCUACACAGACAGACACUAGUAGACUAGUAGUACCCACUCCACUCCACUCAACUCACGUUCCUCAAACAAACUCUCUCUCAUUUUCUGCGCGCACACACACUACUCACUCACUCACUCCUCUCCUUCCACCACCCUCAUCACCUCCACCCUCGUCACCACCUCUCUCCUCUUCUCCUUCCUGACAACUCGUAUCAAACCCUGAUUCUCUCUCUCUCCUUACUUUUUUCCCUUUUUAGCUUUUUUCUUCAGAGUUUGUUAUUUUAUUUAUUUUUUAUCUGCAAAAGCAGAGAGUGGUGGCAAGAGACUGAAAAGGAAGGGAGAGACCAGAACCAAGAAAAGUAUAGAGUGAGAGGACUAGAGAGUUAGAGAGGGUUAAACACACACUCUCACACAUACCCUUUAGAAAGAGGAAGAAGCCUAGGAAGAAGGAACCGUCUUUUUCUUUUUUCAUGGUGGUUGGUUGUUUUCAAGCUUUGUAUGUAUCCAGCUGGUAGGUAGAUAGCUAAGUUAGUAGGUAGCCAUGGACGCUCCUCUCAAGCUUUCUGCUCUCUUCUUCUUCUUCUUUAUUUGCUCUGCUACCCUUUGUUUCUCGUACGAACCUCGUAACCAUGAAGUGGAGGCUUUGAUUAACAUAAGGGACGCUUUGCAUGAUCCGCAUGGAGCUUUGAACAACUGGGAUCCAGACUCCGUAGACCCAUGUAGCUGGGCUAUGAUUACUUGCUCACCUGAAAACUUUGUAAUUGGCCUGGGAGCUCCAAGUCAGUCUCUAUCUGGAAUUUUGUCCGGGGCUAUAGGAAAUCUUACAAAUCUUCGACAAGUUUUGCUGCAGAACAACAAUAUUUCUGGCAAAAUACCCCCCGAGCUUGGCAAACUUCAGAAGCUUCAGACGUUGGAUCUCUCUAAUAACCGAUUCUCCGGAGUGGUUCCUGACUCGCUUGGUCAACUAAACGGUCUCUUGUACCUGAGGCUGAACAACAAUAGCUUGUCUGGGCCUUUUCCAUUAUCUCUAUCAAAAAUCCCUCAGCUUGCUUUCUUGGACUUGUCUUACAACAAUCUUAGUGGACCAGUCCCCAAAUUUCCGGCCAGAACUUUCAAUAUUGUGGGAAAUCCAUUGAUUUGUGGAAGCAGCUCAACUGAGGGUUGUUCUGGAACUGUCACCCCUAUUCCUCUUUCCUUCUCUCUAGACUCAUCUCCUGGUCAACACAAGUCCAAGAAAUUAGCAAUUGCACUUGGGGUCAGCCUCAGCUGUGUUUUUCUCAUAUUACUAUCAUUUGGUAUUCUUUGGCAUAGAAGGAAGCAACACAACCUAACCAUCCUGAACAUUAAUGAUAACCAAGAAGAGGGGCUCAUAAGCUUGGGAAACCUCAGAAGCUUCACUUUCAAGGAGCUGCAACAUGCGACAGACAAUUUUAGCUCCAAAAACAUACUUGGCGCUGGAGGUUUUGGCAAUGUGUAUAAGGGAAAGAUUGGAAAUGGAACUGUGGUGGCUGUGAAACGGCUCAAGGAUGUGACGGGAACAGCUGGGGAGUCACAGUUCCGAACAGAACUUGAGAUGAUAAGCCUUGCAGUUCAUAGGCAUUUGCUUCGAUUGAUAGGGUAUUGUGCUACAUCUAAUGAGAAGCUUUUGGUGUACCCUUAUAUGUCCAAUGGCAGCGUGGCAUCCCGGCUUAGAGGAAAACCAGCACUAGAUUGGAACACAAGGAAGAGGAUAGCCAUAGGAGCCGCAAGGGGCCUUCUUUAUCUACACGAACAAUGUGAUCCAAAGAUAAUCCACAGAGAUGUCAAGGCUGCAAAUGUGCUCCUGGAUGAUUACUGUGAGGCUGUUGUUGGUGAUUUCGGUCUUGCAAAGCUCCUUGACCACGCUGAUUCCCAUGUCACUACCGCCGUCCGUGGCACUGUUGGCCACAUUGCACCUGAGUAUCUCUCUACUGGUCAAUCAUCUGAGAAGACCGAUGUUUUUGGAUUUGGUAUUCUCUUGUUAGAGCUCAUAACUGGAAUGAGAGCUCUUGAAUUUGGCAAGACCACCAAUCAGAAGGGAGCCAUGCUUGAGUGGGUCAAGAAAAUACAACAAGAAAAGAAAGUGGAGCUAUUAGUGGAUAGGGAGUUAGUGAAUAACUAUGACCGGAUUGAGGUGGGGGAGAUGCUACAAGUGGCCCUACUAUGCACUCAGUACCUACCGGCCCACCGGCCAAAGAUGUCAGAGGUUGUCCGGAUGCUCGAAGGCGAUGGCCUAGCCGAGAAGUGGGCAGCUUCGCACAAUCAUACUAAUCCCAGCAUGAACCUCUUUUAUAAUCCUCACAGCAAAAGUACUUCCCGCCCUACUACUACCACCACCACCCCUGCUUUAAAGCAUGAUUGCAGUGAACAUGAUCGUUCAAGCAUGUUUGGAACAACAAUGGAAGAUGAUGAUGAUGACCAUUCCUUGGAUUCUUAUGCCAUGGAACUCUCAGGUCCAAGAUAAAACAAAACCCAAAGAAAAAAAAAGAGAAAGUGAUAAGAAAGUACAAGAAAAAAAGUAUUCUUUUUUCCUUAUUCUUUACAACCCAAAAUUUACUUAUGUUUACUUUGCAUAGAUAUAGGUUUUUAAAUUUUCCCAUCUACUAAAAAAAAGCGAACUUUUUCUUUUCUCUUGUAAUAUAUGGUUUUCUCCUAUGUGGGUUUUGUAAUGUAAAUGAAAUGUGACCCUCCCUCCUUCCUUAUUCACAUGUCUGAGUAUGUAUGGUACAUUCAAUUCAAAUGGGGCAUCAUAUUGAGACUUUUGGUGUA